CUCAGAUCAUCCAUCUUCCCGUCCAACUGGAAUCUGCCAUCAUGCGUACCUCUAUUCUUGCACUCGCUGUUGCCCCUGCUGUCGUGCUCGGCCAAUCUCCACUUUACGGCCAGUGUGGCGGUAUCGGAUGGUCUGGUGCUACAACCUGCGUUUCUGGCACGGUUUGCACAUACAUCAAUGAUUACUACUCUCAAUGUAUCACCGGCUCUGGCAGUGGUCAGCCUGCACCUACGACUACUUCGGGUGGAGGAGGCAACCAACCUGCCCCCACUGGCGGUUCAGGAGCAGCAGGCGAACUUCACACCAAGUUCAAGGCUAAGGGCAAGCUUUACUUCGGCACCGAAAUUGACCAAUACCACCUGAACAAUCAGCCGUUGCUCAACAUCGCCAAGAACAGCUUCGGACAGAUCACAAACGAGAACAGUUUGAAGUGGGAUGCUACUGAGGGAACGCGCGGAAAGUUCACGUUCACGAACGCUGAUGCCGUCGUCAACUGGGCCACCCAGAAUGGAAAAUACGUUCGCGGCCACACCCUUCUCUGGCACUCACAGUUGCCGGCGUGGGUCUCCCAGAUCAACGAUCGCAAUACACUGACGACGGUGAUCCAAGACCACGUGACCGCCCUCGUCACCCAUUACAAGGGCAAGAUCCUCCAGUGGGAUGUAGUCAACGAGAUCUUCGCAGAGAACGGUCAACUCAGAGACAGUGUCUUCAGCCGCGUGCUCGGAGAGGACUUCGUCGGCAUUGCAUUCCGCGCAGCUCGCGCCGCUGACCCCAACGCUAAGCUCUACAUCAACGACUACAACCUUGACAUUGCCAACUACGCCAAGGUCACCACCGGUAUGGUCGCUCACGUCAACAAGUGGAUCUCCCAGGGUAUUCCCAUCGACGGUAUCGGCUCGCAAGCCCAUCUUGCUGCUCCCGGUGGAUGGAACCCAGCUUCCGGUGUCCCCAACGCCCUCAAGGCAUUGGCCGCCGCCAACGUCAAGGAAGUUGCCAUCACUGAGCUUGACAUCUCCGGUGCCGCACCCAAUGACUACCUCACAGUCCAAAACGCCUGCCUUCAAGUUUCCAAGUGUGUCGGCAUUACCGUUUGGGGUGUCUCUGACAAGGACAGCUGGCGUAGCGGCGACAAGCCUCUCUUGUUCGACACCAACUACCAGCCCAAGCCGGCUUACACCUCCCUGAAGAAUGCUUUGUAG
Messenger RNA from Periconia digitata, 1202 nucleotides. NCBI's taxonomy places the organism in Eukaryota, Fungi, Ascomycota, Dothideomycetes, Pleosporales, Periconiaceae. The record is from the annotation of a GenBank genome assembly.